Messenger RNA from Arabidopsis arenosa, 849 nucleotides. The record is from the annotation of a GenBank genome assembly. Lineage: Eukaryota; Viridiplantae; Streptophyta; Magnoliopsida; Brassicales; Brassicaceae.
UCUUCCAAGUAACAUAAGCCUAAGAAAGCGUUUUGGAAGAGAUAUGGAGAAUCAUGAGCAGACGAGUUUCAGGUUUGAGAUAGAUAACUUCUCGGAGAAGAGAGAUGUGAUAUCUCCUAAUUUCAUAAGCGGCGGAUGCGAAUGGUUUGUUAGGGUUUGGCAAAUUGAAGAUCACUUGGCUGUUACUCUGAGCGUUCCGAAUAUUGAAUCCUUACGACAUGGAUGGGAAAGGAGAGCUAAGUAUUCAUUCAUUGUGUUGAAUCAAUCGGGCAAAGAGCUCGGAAGAACAUUAGAAGCAGAAGGUCUCUUCUGUUUUGAGUUAUUAGAUUGGUGUCAUCCCAAAGUAAUGCCUAUGACCAAGCUUCAAGAAGGUUGUUUAGAAAAUAACAAACUUAUCAUUGAAGUCCAAGUAAAAGUAGUUGAAGUUGUUCAUGAAGGAGGGGUAACAACUGAGAAGGAGAUGUUCAAUAUUGAGGGUUUCGAUGUACUCUAUACUCAGGUCGAAGAACUCGAGGAACAUGUCAAGAAUCUCAAACUUGAACUGGACAAUGAGAAGACCAAAUCUUCUAAUGCUUCUGAUAGAGUUUUGUUGUUGGAGAAAGAGGUGUCAGAUCUCAAAAUUGAACUGGACAAGGAGAGAUCAGCCAAAUCUCCUAUAUCUAAAGUUGCGUUAUUGAAGGAUGCUGCGGAUUCCUUUUGGAAUACUACGAAUCUAGGGAUACGGCAGAGGAGAGCCGGUUACCAAAAAGUAGACUCAAAGAGAUUUCUAUCAUGUCCAAGAACUGGUUGAUUUUUAUUAUUUAAGUUUUUUCAUAUCUAUUGUUAACAUUAUAAACUUCUCUGUUAUUA